AUGAACAUGCACUGGAAACUCAAUCGACAAUUUCCCUUCCCCAUACUUGUAGUGAUGGCAUUGUUAACGACACUAUGCUCAAUCGAUUGUAUUAAAGGGUUCCAAUUCAGCAAUUCUCCCUUAAAUCACACUUCUUACCGAUUGCAAUCAAGGGGAUUUGGCUAUUGGUUAAAUUUUGAUAUGAAGAGGCCAAAACUCGACACAGCUUCUGCAGCUGUAGCUCCACAGGAUGUUGAACUUGAAGAAUCUGAUGACAUUGAUGUAGUGGAGAUAGAUGUUAAAAUAGAAGGUGAAGAAGAGGAUGUAAAAAUGGAAAAGAAAGGUGGUCUGAGGUUUGGAAGUUUUUUACUAGACUUCCAAUUAGUAAAGAUGGUAGGGAAAGGGCGGAAUGUAAUCAGUGCAAAACAGACAUAUCACAGUUUAUUUUUUCAAAGUCAGGUGGUUCUUUUUCAAUAAACUCUAUUGGUUUUAAACCUGAAAGAUUUCGUGA
Messenger RNA from Lactuca saligna, 490 nucleotides. NCBI's taxonomy places the organism in Eukaryota, Viridiplantae, Streptophyta, Magnoliopsida, Asterales, Asteraceae. The record is from the annotation of a GenBank genome assembly.